This is a messenger RNA of Penicillium brevicompactum, 1464 nucleotides long. RefSeq names its product M28 family metallopeptidase. Gene Ontology annotation, biological process: proteolysis. The transcript has 2 exons. The coding region runs from base 1 to 1464 and encodes 487 amino acids. Lineage: Eukaryota; Fungi; Ascomycota; Eurotiomycetes; Eurotiales; Aspergillaceae. Gene Ontology annotation, molecular function: aminopeptidase activity; metalloexopeptidase activity. The record is from RefSeq and is a predicted model, not a curated record.
AUGAAGUGGCUCUUCCUGGUUUAUCACCUUUCUGUAGCUUUGGCUGGCAACUCGAAGCCUAAAGUCACACCGGAUAAACUCUCUUCCUUGAUUCGACUGGAUGAUCUCCUGAAGGGUACCCAAAAGCUCGAGGAUUUCGCCUAUGCGUAUCCAGAGCGCAAUCGUGUCUUCGGAGGCAAGGCGCAUAAUGAAACAGUUGAUUUCCUCUACCGCGAGCUGAAGAAGACUGGGUACUACGAUGUCUACAAGCAGCCUCAGGUGCACACUUGGACUAGUGCAGAGGCCUCUCUGACAUACGAUGGGAAGCCCAUCACUAUUACUUCCAUGACUUACAGUCCCAGUGUUGAUAUCACUGGAGACCUUGUCUUGGUUUCAAAUGUUGGAUGUGCUGCAUCCGACUACCCGAGUGAUGUGGCUGGUAAGAUUGCCUUUGUCAAGCGUGGAGAGUGUACUUUCGCUGAGAAGGCGCUCCUUGCUGGUGCGGCCAAGGCAUCUGCCGUCAUUGUAUACAACAAUGCAGCUGGGUCCCUGAGUGGAACACUGGGUGGUGUAUCCAGUGAAUAUGCUCCCAUUGGAGGAAUCUCCCAGACAGACGGCGAGACCCUACUCAGUGCCGCAGCUAACGGAGCUGUGAGUGUCUCUCUCGAAAUCGACAGCAGAGUCGAGAACCGAACCACUUUCAACGUCAUUGCAGAGACAAAAGGUGGCGAUCACAAGAAUGUCGUCUCCCUCGGAGGUCACACCGACUCCGUCGAAGCCGGCCCUGGAAUUAACGAUGAUGGCUCUGGAAUCAUCAGUAACCUUGUCGUUGCGAAGGCUCUGACCCAUUUCACCGUCAAGAACGCUGUGCGAUUCUGCUUCUGGACUGGCGAAGAAUUUGGUCUUUUGGGCAGCGAAUACUAUACCUCGCAUCUGAGCGCCGCCGAACUGGCGAAAAUCAAACUUUACCUCAAUUUCGAUAUGAUCGCCUCACCCAACUACGCCAUCAUGAUCUACGAUGGCGACGGAGAUGCCUUCAACCAAACCGGACCUGCUGGCUCCGCCGAGAUUGAAGCUUUGUUCGAAAACUACUUCAAGUCCAAGAAACUACCCUACAUCCCAACUGCCUUCGACGGUCGAUCUGAUUACGAUGGGUUCAUUUCUCGCGGUAUCCCUGCUGGUGGUGUCUUCACUGGCGCUGAGGGUCUCAAGACCGAGGAAGAGGCCAAGCUGUUUGGAGGGCAAGCUAAUGUCUCUUAUGACGCCAACUAUCAUGCUGCCGGAGACAACACCACUAAUCUCAACCACGAGGCAUUCCUUCUCAACUCUAAGGCUACUGCUUUUGCCGUGGCGACGUAUGCUAACAGCCUCGCUUCGAUUCCUAAGCGGAAUGCAACCGUUGCUGGUCCGUUGGCUAAGAGAGCUCCCAAGUCGCAUGCUCACACUGAAAAUACUGGUUGCUUCCACUCGCUGGUUGAGAUCUAG